Messenger RNA from Helobdella robusta, 693 nucleotides. RefSeq lists its product as hypothetical. Lineage: Eukaryota; Metazoa; Annelida; Clitellata; Rhynchobdellida; Glossiphoniidae. Gene Ontology annotation, molecular function: catalytic activity. The transcript has 4 exons. The coding region runs from base 1 to 693 and encodes 230 amino acids. The record is from RefSeq and is a predicted model, not a curated record.
AUGAUGAAUCUUUUAUCAACAGACUAUAUUGGUUGCUAUCAGUUUAUUGAAGCAGUUAAGACAAAAGACGUUGGCUCCAUUUCAGAGUGUUCUUCAUUUUGUAAAGAAGAAACCACCAAAUAUAUUUCUUUAUGUUCAGAAAAAAAAACAACGGCCCCUAGUCCCCAGCAGGCCUUAAGUGGUCAAGGGGUGCCAAAAAUCCCUGGGAAGUAUGCAAUAGCGGAGGGAUGUUGCAGAAAAAUUCAGAAUGGCCCCUCUAUGGUAGUUAGACUUGGAACGUUCAAUGUUGGAUCACUGACUGGCCACAGCAUGAAAAUCGCAGAAAUGCUCGAGCGUAGAAGGAUUGACAUCUGCUGCCUUCAGGAAACCCGAUGGAAAUCGAAUGGUGUCUGUCAUGUCAACUCAGACAAAGAAAAAUAUAAACUAUUCUGGAAUGGUCAAAAGACGGCCAAAAAUGGUGUUGGAAUUUUUGUCAGAGAACCGCUAGCCCAAGAAAUAAAAGAUGAAAAUGCAGAGCUUAAUAAUGAAAACAUUUCAACGUCUUUUCGACUAUGCGUCCAUCAGAGAUUUUCCACAUUGGUCAACAACGAAGGGAUGCACCGGAUUCAGGUUUUUCAAAUCCGGCCGGGGCCGGACUUGGCCGGAUUUAAAAUUCAAAAACCGGCCGGGGCCGGAGCCGGGGCAGGAUUUUAG